AUGGCUAACCCCAACCCUCACGCCACUGCUACUGCCUCGGCUUCGGUUCCCACCCCAGCUAUAGUCAUGGGACCAAUGGUGACCGAGGCAACUCCCCAUGUGGAAAAGCCCCACCAGUUCAAUGGUGAGGACUUUAAGAGAUGGCAACAAAAGAUGGUCUUCUAUCUGACCACUCUGAACCUCGCGUAUAUUCUGAAAGAAGCAUGCCCAGUCACCCCGGAAGAGAAUGCAACUGCGGAGGAGGUUGUUGCCAAGGAAGCGUUGAUGCAUACAGACUUCCUAUGCCGGAAUUAUAUACUAAGUGCCUUGCCAGACUCACUUUACAAUGUAUACUGUACUGCCUAUCCGACAGUCAAGGAACUUUGGGAUGCUCUGGAUAAAAAAUACAAACUAGAGGAUGCUGGGACUAAGAAAUUCCUCGUGGCGAAAUUUCUUGACUACAAGAUGGUUGAUUCCAAAUUGGUGGUCAACCAGUUGGAAGAGCUGCAGGUCCUUUUCAGUGACUUGCUGAAUAAGGGAUUAGUCAUAAAUGAGCCAUUCCAAGUUGCCGCUGUAAUUGAGAAGUUACCACCCUCGUGGAAAGACUUCAAGAACUACCUCAAGCACAAGCGGAAAGAGCUAUCCAUGGAGGAUCUGGCUGUCAGACUCCGCAUCGAAGAGGACAAUCGGAAGGGAGAUAAAGCUCCUCUCAGGCUGGAAACGAGGGCCAACGUGGUUGUAGCUUCAAAACCACAACCCAAUAAACAACAAGGUAAAGAAGAAGAAAGGGAACAUGGGUCCCAAGAAUUUAAUACUAGGUAA
This is a messenger RNA of Diospyros lotus (date-plum), 801 nucleotides long. RefSeq lists its product as uncharacterized. The coding region runs from base 1 to 801 and encodes 266 amino acids. The transcript has a single exon. Lineage: Eukaryota; Viridiplantae; Streptophyta; Magnoliopsida; Ericales; Ebenaceae. The record is from RefSeq and is a predicted model, not a curated record.